Molecule: messenger RNA, 1200 nt
Organism: Penicillium riverlandense
Lineage: Eukaryota; Fungi; Ascomycota; Eurotiomycetes; Eurotiales; Aspergillaceae
Product: MBL fold metallo-hydrolase
Exons: 2
Coding region: 1-1200 (399 amino acids)
Source: RefSeq, a predicted model, not a curated record
AUGGCCAGCACAACCGGACUGAGGUGCCUUAAUCCUCCCCCGCCGUCAAAUAACACAGUCCGCGUGCGCAUGGUAGACACAAGGUCUUUCAUGUCACUGCAUGCGUUUUCAUUUGUCAAACCCGUCAUGCCGGGCCACGAGAGGAUGAGCGUGACAACGGUGGCCUUCUUGAUUGAGAACGAGAGGCUGGGCAAGAAAGCAAUGUUCGAUCUCGGGACUCGAAAGGAUUACUGGAACUGUCCUCCAUUUACACUGACAAGGAUCGAAGCGGCUAUACCUGGUGUCAGAAUUGAGAAAGACGUGACCGAGAUCCUGCAGGAGAAGGGAAUUAAACUGAGUGAGAUAAAUGAUAUUAUCUGGUCGCACAGCCACUGGGACCAUAUGGGAAGUCCGCAUUUGUUCCCCCCUACAACGAAUCUCUGUUAUGGAAAGGGCACAGGGCCGUUCCCAACAUAUCCUGAAAACCAAAAUUCCAACCUCAGUGCCGAAGACUUUGCAAACCGAAAAUGUAAGGAGAUUGAUUGCUCCGAUUUGCACAUCGGACCCUUCCCCGCCCAUGAUUUCUACGGCGAUGGGUCGUUAUAUCUCCUUGAUACGCCGGGGCACUGGCCGGGUCAUAUAUGCGCGCUGGCCCGAACUACACCGGACACCUUUGUCUUUCUUGGUGGCGACAUCUGCCACUUUGCCGGUGACUUCAGACCGACCGAGGACAUUCCACUGCCAGAGAUUAUUCCCGGUGACGCACUCCGACACAGCAAGAAGUAUCCUGCACCAUGUCCUUGCGAGUUCUUCGCCGCGCACCAUCCGCAGCUCCGCACAUCAAAGCCUUCGGUCGACACAAAAUCGACCCCGUUCUAUGAGCUCUCUACUCAUGCGCACUCAACAUAUAAAUUUCCAGACGUCGCGGCAGUAACCACAGAAAGGAUGCAGAAACAUUUCGACUCCGACCCUGAUGUCCUGGUCUGUCUUGCUCACGAUUCAGCACUCCUAUACCAUCUGCCUACCUUUAACGAACAUCCUGACCAAGAUAUCAAUGAGUGGAAAAAACUGGGAAUGAAAGAGAAGUGCCACUGGGGAUGGCUUGGUGAACUACCACGGUACAAUGGGGACGGAACUGUACUCGGUCCAGGGAAUCGGGAGAAGCCAAUUGUGGAUGGGCUUUGGAAGAAUGGCGUUCGGGUGGACUCACUCAGAUCUUAA